AUGGCGAAGAUAGUGCAGAUUGAAGAACGUACCACGGCCACUGCGCCGGACGGCGAACUCAUCAAAGUCCACCUCAAGACAUGGAUCGUCCUGCUGGCCAUCAAUAUAGUGUCUUUCGCCCAAAUUACAGCCAUCGUCGGCUCGGGCUUCCUGGCAUCGGGGAUUGCCAAGGUGGUGGGUGGUGCUGACAAGACAUUAUGGUUCUCACAAACUAUCAAUGUCCUUACCAUUGCUGUAGCCCUUCCUGUCAGCCAAAUGGCAGACUACUGGGGUAGGAAGUGGAUUCUCGUGGUCCUGACACUGCUUGGGUGUAUUGGCGCUAUUUUGGUGUCCAGAGCCCAAGGCGUCGGUACUGUAAUCGCCGGGUUCACCUUGGUCGGUAUGAAUGUUGGUGCUCAACCAAUUCUUUAUGCUGUGGCUUCAGAGAUUCUACCCAGGAGGCAACGCGGUUGGGCCCUGACAACACUCAACAUGUCCGUUAGUUUCGGUGGUCUCAUUGCUCUGUUGAUGGGUGGUGCGUUGCUGGACGGCGGCAAGGUCGAAAAUUUCAGGGUUUUCUUCUACGUCGUCAUUGGCUUCUAUGCUGUUGCCUUCCUUGGCUGUCUCCUCUUCUACAAUCCCCCGCCAAGAGAGCUUGAAGUGUCACUCACAUUUCAAGAGAAGCUGCGAAAACUUGACUGGCUUGGGUAUGCUCUUUUUACCCCAGGGUUGACACUAUUUAGUGUUGCACUGUCUUGGUCGCAAAAUCCUUACUCGUGGUCCGACGUACACAUACUUGCCACCUUCGUUAUUGGUGUGGUCAUGGUGAUCGCAUUUGGCGUGUACGAGUGGCGCUUCAAAAAGGAUGGUAUUAUGCACCACGAUCUCUUCAAAAACAGGAAUUUUGUCAUUGCCCUCGUUGCUGUGUGGGUGGACGGGCUGUCCUUCUUCACAGCCAACACUUAUUUCGCCAUGCAGUACAGCAUCUUCAAGGGAGCCAGACUUCUGCUCAGCGCCAGCGCAUUUUCGAUGUUGUUCAUUAUUGGCGGUACCGCGUCCAUCCUUUUUGGCCUCUAUGUGGCCAAGUUCAAAUCAGUUAAGAUUCCUGGCAUCAUCGGAUUGGGACUUAUCGUUCUGUUCAAUGUUCUGAUGGCGACAACAACACCGUCAACCCCGGCAGCAAAUUAUUGGGGGUAUGCUGUCUUUGCAGGCCUCGGCCUAGGCAGCGUGAUUCCUACCUUUAUGUUAGCCGCACAGAUGAGCACGCCCCCUGACUUGAUUUCAUUGGCCUCGGGUCUUGAUAUCGUCGCUCGACCUAUUGGCGGCGUUAUCGGACUUGCUGUUAAUACAGCCAUAUUCAACAGCGCCAUGUCAAAAGAGGUCCCUGCCAGAAUUGCAGCUGCAACUAUCCCUCUGGGUCUUCCAACCUCCUCCCUUGGAGACUUGAUUCACGCCUUAACAACGAACGACAUUGCAGCUCUGGCGACUAUCUCAGGAGCCACACCAGGCAUUAUUCAGGCUGCUGGUGGAGCGCUUAUGGGUGCCUAUCAUAUUGCGUUCCGGAAUUGUUGGAUCGCCGCCGCAUUGUUGUGCGUCCCCGGUGUUAUUGUCGCUUGUUUUCUUAUUGAGUUUAAAGGCGAAUUCAAGGCACAUAUUGAUGCUCCUGUGGAGGCCGAGCUGGUCGAGAUCCAAAAGCAGCUGGAGACGUAUCAUGAUGAAAAUGCUGGUGGUAGUGCGGAAAAACAGAGUGAGAAUCUAGCUGCUUAG
Messenger RNA from Cadophora gregata, 1746 nucleotides. RefSeq lists its product as uncharacterized. The record is from RefSeq and is a predicted model, not a curated record. Bases 1 to 1746 code for a protein of 581 amino acids. The transcript has 4 exons. Gene Ontology annotation, cellular component: membrane. Gene Ontology annotation, molecular function: transmembrane transporter activity. NCBI's taxonomy places the organism in Eukaryota, Fungi, Ascomycota, Leotiomycetes, Helotiales, Ploettnerulaceae. Gene Ontology annotation, biological process: transmembrane transport.